Messenger RNA from Myxocyprinus asiaticus (Chinese sucker), 1105 nucleotides. RefSeq names its product protein FAM204A-like. Bases 132 to 902 code for a protein of 256 amino acids. The record is from RefSeq and is a predicted model, not a curated record. Lineage: Eukaryota; Metazoa; Chordata; Actinopteri; Cypriniformes; Catostomidae. The transcript is spliced from 7 exons.
UGUAUGUUCAAAAUGCGGAAAUAAUGAAGGCAAACGUAAAUAUGAUGCUUUUAUUGAUGUAGUGCGCUUAUGUUUAAAAAUAACGUUAUAUCAUCCGUAGCAUUGCAAUGCUGUAUUUUCUUUGAACAUAAAUGCGAGAGUUGCUUUUUUGGCAAUUCGCUAUAUUUAAUAUGUACAGUGGACUUCUCCCGUCGGGUCUCAGUGAGGCUGAUCUGAGCUCGGACGAAGAUGGUGAUGAAGGGGUAACAGAAGAAAGCAGACCAGGAGUGACAGAAAUAAACGAGCACGUAUCACGUCAGUCAGUGACAGAGUCACAUUCGACUUGUGUGCAGCUUGAAUGUAAGAACACAACAACUGAUUUGCAGAAUGAUGCAUUUGGCGAUGACUGUCCUCCUGGAGUUUCUCUGGAUAAGUGGCAAAGAUUCAAAGAUCUCCAGAGAGCAAAAGAUGAUCAGAGAAUGAAGCAACCUCAAACAAAACGGCAAAGGAAAAAGCGCCACAAAAAAGGUGGGACUCCAACACAGAACUGCGAUACAGAGCAGAAAAGAGAGCCUGAAGAGAAACGGGAGGAGCACUGGAAGGAGCUCACGCAGUAUUUUGGCAUCAGUGAUAGAUUCAAGCCGCCUCCUUGUAGCAGGCCUCCUCUGAUGUCAGGACUGGAAAAGAGCAUAGAGAGUGCCAUCGCUGAAGGGGACUAUGGGAAGGCGGACGAACUGAGUGACAGACUUGCUACUCGAGAGCUUGCCGUGAAAAUCGCACAAGCCGCCGAUUGCCGUGACUUCGCCCGCACCAAACAGGAAGCGGAGGCUUCCCGGGCAGCUCAAAAGAGGAGGAAACAAAUCACUUGGGGGUUUGAAGCAAAGAAAAGGUGGGAAACCAAAAGCAAUAUGGGAUUCAUGUGACAUUCACCACAGUUGAAAUAUUUAUAAUUGUUUAUAGAGGCAAUCUAUAAUUUCAUUGUCUCUGUUUAAUGCAUUAUUUUUGCAUUUAAAUUUCCUGUUUUUUGUCUUCAACUGACAUCAGCUUUUCUGUUAUGUGGUCAUUCAUUCAGUUUUGUGGGUAAUUUUUUUUUUAAAAGAACUAAAUAAAUUUCCUAAACACACCA